Molecule: messenger RNA, 1401 nt
Organism: Ophidiomyces ophidiicola
Lineage: Eukaryota; Fungi; Ascomycota; Eurotiomycetes; Onygenales; Onygenaceae
Gene: SHE9
Product: sensitivity to high expression protein she9
Exons: 2
Coding region: 1-1401 (466 amino acids)
Biological process (GO): inner mitochondrial membrane organization
Cellular component (GO): mitochondrial inner membrane
Source: RefSeq, a predicted model, not a curated record
AUGCAGCCCCUUCCGCGCCUAUUUCGACAAUCCCUUCGAGCGGGAGCCGCCUUCGCUAAAGCACCGUCGCCUACAACCUCGGCGUUCUUCUCCAUUAGACUUGCGUCGCGAACCUCGUUUCGUUCGUCCAUAUGCCCACAAUGCGAAUUUCGAGUGCAAACGAGGUUUUAUUCCGUCAAAGGUGAUGGGAUAGGUAAUGAACAUGGAGGCGAUGGUUUAAAUGGCCAGCAUCCCAGGAAUCAGAGCCCAGAGUCGCCUCCACGGUCGAGAAACGACCUGGCCGACAAACCCCAGGGCGGUCAUAAUUUGCGUGAAGAUGGCCCAAAAUCAGAGAAAGGUAGCCUGCCUUCGCACUGGGAGAAUCGACGCUCGGAAAUGUCGAAACAAUUUUCCCUGUUGAUGGAUAAUCUACAGUCAAACAUAUUUAUCGCGAAUAGACACCUAAACGACUUGACGGGAUACUCUGCUAUUGAAAAAUUAAAAAAGGAAAUUUCAUUCCAGGAGGACCAUGUUCAACACACGCGCGCACACGUUCGCGAGGCCAAGGACGCAUAUUCAUCUGCCAUAGGCCGUCGCUCUGCUUCUCAGCGAGAAGUCAACGAACUUCUCCAAAGAAAGCACGCAUGGAGUCCCGCAGACCUCGAACGAUUUACCUCACUCUAUCGCUCUGAUCAUGCCAACGAGCGAGCCGAGACCGAAGCCCAGGAGGCUCUUGUAGCCGCUGAGCGCGAGGCGGAGGAAGCAGCAGCCCUUCUGAGCAAAAACAUCUUGUCUCGAUACCAUGAGGAACAAAUUUGGUCCGACAAGAUUCGGCGGAUGAGCACAUGGGGCACAUGGGGCCUUAUGGGGGUCAAUGUGCUGCUUUUUUUGAUUUUCCAGAUCGCAGUUGAGCCCUGGAGGAGAAAAAGGCUGGUGAAAGGAUUUGAAGAAAAGGUGAUGGAUGCUCUCGAGAAGGAGCGAAUAGUGGAACCGAGUCAUACUGUUGCAACAGCCCAUCAUACGGCUGAAAUUUCCCAAGUCCCAACUCAAUCUCAACAGUCUGAGGAAGAGCUCCCGCCUGAUAUCGAGCCGGUGCAGCGGACGGAACCGAGCUCUGUACCAGGAACUACAGCCACUAUCACAGCUACGCCUCCUGAUACCGUUUCUGAGAAAGAAACUCAAGACGAAAUGCAACUCGAACUCGAGCCUGAACCGGAACCCGUUUUGGAACCCCAAAUUACGGCCAUUUUUCCUCCUGAACUUUCCUUGUCCCCUGAUACCUGGCAACAGACCUUCCGGGACUUGUUCAGCAGUCGUCGUGUGACCUUGUCUCAGCGGGAUUUAACAACAGUAGCGCUAGAAAGUGCAGCGGCUGGUGCUGCUGUUAUGGGUGUGCUGAUAGCCGUUUUUAGGCCUCGAUGA